AUGGAGCCGAACUAUCAUCGACCACGGAUUUCUGAUACCUGGAAUGACCAUUCCACGAUUCGAUUAUUCUCAAUUGAUGCAGAAGAACACCAAGCAGCACUCGAGAGUGUUAAGAGCACCGGCAAAGAGAUGGGUUCAAUGGUGGAUGGAGACUUCGUGAUCUGUUGCCCCACUGUUCGUUGCUUCAGUUUCAACGACAAGUUGUUCCUGGAGUGCGCGGUCAGUGAUUUGCGCAGUGUGGAGUGGUCCCGAGUCGCGUUCGAUCGCUUGCAACUGCCAGAAGACAAACGCCACAUCCUUUUGUCAGUAAUAACCUCUCGCCUGUACAGCAACAGCGAAGUGGUUUUUGAUGACUUCAUCAAAGGCAAAGGACGUGGUCUGAAUGUCCUACUUUACGGAGUGCCGGGGGUCGGAAAGACAUUCACUGUCGAGGCAACGGCCGAAUAUUUCCAAGUCCCUCUCUAUUCGGUUUCUGCCGGCGAGUUGAUCGCUGAUCAUGGUGAUCCCCUUCAAUUGGACAUGGUGCUUGAUCGAAUCUUUCACAUCGCGAAGCACUUCAAUGCAAUCAUUCUAAUAGACGAAGCGGAUGUGUUCAUGGAGAACCGUGCAUCCUACCAUAGUAAUCACAACCGUUUGGUGACCAUCUUCCUGCGGAAGCUCGAAUACUACGAAGGCCUCCUCUUUCUCACCACCAACCGCGUGAUGGAAUUUGAUGAAGCUGUUCUGAGCCGUAUUCAUCUAAAGAUCAAAUACGCUGACUUGACCAAGGAUGCGCGACGGGGAAUUUUGACAAGCUUCCCCCCUGCCCGAUGGUCAACUCGACGCAGAAAUUGA
Molecule: messenger RNA, 834 nt
Organism: Monascus purpureus
Lineage: Eukaryota; Fungi; Ascomycota; Eurotiomycetes; Eurotiales; Aspergillaceae
Source: the annotation of a GenBank genome assembly